Colletotrichum acutatum is the source of this 1059-nucleotide messenger RNA. RefSeq lists its product as uncharacterized. The transcript has a single exon. The coding region runs from base 272 to 886 and encodes 204 amino acids. The record is from RefSeq and is a predicted model, not a curated record. Lineage: Eukaryota; Fungi; Ascomycota; Sordariomycetes; Glomerellales; Glomerellaceae.
CGGAUUUUCGAUUUUUGGGAAAACAAAAACCCACUUCACAAUGGCGAUACCUAUCAUUGGGGAUACGACACCCCAGGAAUACACGGUCAAUGUCUCACGACAGCCCCAAGGCUUUUAUCGAAGGACCUUGAGGCUUCAGACUCCGCGACAAUAAUCUCGGACGCCUGUGUGUUCCCGCCGCCGGUCCACGGUCUCACGACAGUUGGAAAUAUGGGCAAGUAAUUAUAACUUAUCAAUACAGGACCGGGGUGGACACUGGCCAGAGACGACGAUGCGGAGACAUUUUCUCUAUUACUUGAAACAACAGCAUCACUAUUAUCCUUCCCACUCGAAACUUCAGUCGAGACAUCCAUAUACCCCAUUCUUAUCAACGCUCACGCUCCCCUCGAGGGAAGACCUUCCGCUCACGCGAAACACCGCAAAAUUCUCCGCGCACCACAUCGAUUCAGGCCUGGUUUUCAAUAGUCAUCUUUUCUUUAUUCGGUUUUUUUUUUUGGUCUGGUUCAUGUCUGUCUCUCUCCAUAGCUUCCGCGAGCGCGAAAUUUUCAACCAUUUCUCCAUUUCAAUACUGUAUUAUCCUAGCCUUCUCUUAUACACUCUCUGCAUCUCUGAGGCGACAAGAAUAGGAAGUAAGGGGAGGGGGUUCCGGUUGGUUGGUUGGUUGGUUGGUGGCCGGUCAGCCAGGCACGGUAUCUACAAGGGGCGGGUGUCACGGAAAGAGGCAAAGACUUUGAGCCAGGCACGGGUUAUCAUAAGUGAUCAACUGGCUAGGAACGAAGCAAGGCAAGAGGUCGAGACGAGACAUAUAAGGCAGAGGGAUGCUCAAGGAACGUUGAGGGGAAAAGCACGAUGCGACACGACGCGUACACAAAGACUCAUCGUCUAGCUCCGGCCAGAGAGUUUGCGUGGGGAAAAAAAAAAAAACCGAAAAAAAGAGGGCGGCCCCUUUUGCAUUUGAUUUCCUAGGGAUAUGCCCCUUUUUUUUCCUUCUUCAUUCUCUCCCCCUUUCCCCCUCCCGACCGGUCUGCGAAUACACGAACGUCACAAAACGAUUUGUCU